GGGGUGGAGAGGUGGUGUAAACUGCCUAGGUGUUGCCAAUGACGCCCGCAUAAAAGAUCCUCACCAAGUCCUCUCACCUCAUACGCGACACCGCCAGAAUGAUCAUCAGUCAUUGUCAUACACAGAUGUGGCUGUUGGUAGUAGCAGUAGCAGUAUCACCGGGGGUGUCAGGGUCAGAGACCUCACACCGAUCCGAGGCCCAGUCCCAGACCCUCCAGGCCCUCCACUGUCCGCCCUGUGAGAGGAUCCACUGCACCCACCGCCGGGCCCUGAAGCUCCAGUGUAAAGGUGGCCUGACCACUGGGGUCUGUGGCUGCUGCCCAGCCUGUGCCAGGACAGCUGGGGAGAGCUGUGGUGGGACCUGGGACUACCUGGGCAAGUGUGACGAGGGGCUGGUGUGUGUCUACCAGGAGUCUGUCUCGGCUGCUGAGGGAAUACCAGACGUAGAGGAACGUAAAGGUAUCUGUAAAGCAGUGCUGGAGACCCUGGAUGUGGAGUCCUGUCGCCCAGAAUGCACCUGGGAAUACUGUCAGGCCAAUCCUAAUGAGGUGUGCUCUGCCAGGUCAGUGUCCCUGGAGAAGCAGGAGUGUCAUGGUACCUGCCAGCACACGUCAUGCUCCAGCUGUCUGGUCUUGAGACCCCCAUCCUCAGCCUCCUGCCCACAGACCUGUGCCCCCUCAGACCCCACCUGCCUGCACCGCUUUGGGAGGUGUGUUCACAACCACCUGGCCGAGCCCCACCGUCACCACCACCACCCCAUCUGCCACCACAACCUACAGAGUAAUGCGGAGGGGUAUUUUGUGUGCUUGGUGCCUGGAUGCCUGAACUGAUGCUUUGAGAAGAAACUCCUGACUAAAAUGUUCACUGAUACAGUGUGUUACAGAUACUGAAUGGCAGCUAUUUUCAAAUACAUUAUUUGAAUAACUUGACAAUCAUUUUGUGUGUGUGUGUGUGUGUGUGUGUGUGUGUGUGUGUGUGUGUGUGUGUGUGUGUGUGUGUGUGUGUGUGUGUGUGUGUGUGUGUGUGUGUGUGUGUGUGUGUGUGUGUGUGUGUGUGUGUGUGUGUGUGUGUGUGUGUGUGUGUGUGUGUGUGUGUGUGUGUGUUAUAUACAUUGCCUGUGUACAUUUGUCAACGUGAUAAAUUGACCGCAUCUUGAAUUUUGUGAAUAAAAAAGAUUUUUUUGUUGUA
Molecule: messenger RNA, 1188 nt
Organism: Oncorhynchus nerka (sockeye salmon)
Lineage: Eukaryota; Metazoa; Chordata; Actinopteri; Salmoniformes; Salmonidae
Product: IGFBP domain-containing protein
Exons: 4
Coding region: 99-830 (243 amino acids)
Biological process (GO): regulation of signal transduction; regulation of cell growth
Cellular component (GO): extracellular region
Molecular function (GO): insulin-like growth factor binding
Source: RefSeq, a predicted model, not a curated record